Cryptomeria japonica (Japanese cedar) is the source of this 1521-nucleotide messenger RNA. RefSeq names its product photosystem I P700 chlorophyll a apoprotein A2-like. Bases 1 to 1521 code for a protein of 506 amino acids. The record is from RefSeq and is a predicted model, not a curated record. Gene Ontology annotation, cellular component: membrane; thylakoid. Gene Ontology annotation, biological process: photosynthesis. NCBI's taxonomy places the organism in Eukaryota, Viridiplantae, Streptophyta, Pinopsida, Cupressales, Cupressaceae. The transcript has 3 exons.
AUGGUGGAAGUACUUGAAAAAGAGAGGCAAGAACGUAUGAAGCAUGAAACAGGAUAUUCAUCGAAGGAUAAUGAAGAUCGAGAGGACAAAGGGAAGAAACCAAGAGGUGGUGGUUCAACACCAAAAACUCCUCCAUCUCCUUCUUCUGCUACCCCUUCUUCUUCUUCUUCUACUUUUGUUAAUCCUUUCAAGAGCACAACUACGCCUGUUAUAAAAUUGGAUGUAAAAUUUGAAUUACCUAUGUAUUGUGGGGAGUUGGAUGUCAAAAAUUUGGAUGAUUGGGUCCAACAGGUAGAAGUCUUGAUAUUAAUCAAUGGUUAUUGGUUAGUAGCUGGAGCAGUUGAUGUAGAUGCUUAUGGAAGUGAUAGAAUGAUGCAUAUGUUCAACAAUAUUGUUGUGGUCUUGAUUGCGGUGAUCAACCAAGUGUACAGAUGGACAUAUGAUACCAGACAGUUACCUGCCUAUGCAUUCAUAGCGCAAGAUUUUACUACCCAAGCUGCAUUGUAUACUCAUCAUCAAUACAUUGCCGGAUUCAUUAUGACAGGGGCAUUUGCUCAUGGAGCUAUAUUUCUCAUUAGAGAUUAUAAUCCAGAACAGAAUAAGGAUAAUGUAUUGGCGAGAAUGUUGGAGCAUAAGGAAGCCAUAAUCUCUCAUUUGAGUUGGGUUAGUUUAUUCCUAGGUUUUCAUACCUUGGGACUUUAUGUUCAUAACGAUGUUAUGCUCGCUUUUGGUACUCCAGAAAAGCAAAUCUUGAUUGAACCCAUAUUUGCUCAAUGGAUACAAUCUGCUCAUGGUAAGACCUUAUAUGGUUUUGAUGUACUCUUAUCUUCAGCAAAUGAUCCAGCAUUCAAUGCUGGCAAAAGCUUAUGGUUACCCGGUUGGUUGAGUGCUAUUAAUGAUAAUAAAAAUUCACUGUUCUUAACAAUUGGUCCCGGAGACUUUUUGGUUCAUCAUGCUAUUGCUCUAGGUUUGCAUACAACUACAUUGAUUUUAGUAAAAGGUGCUUUAGAUGCGCGCGGUUCUAAGCUAAUGCCUGAUAAGAAAGAUUUUGGUUAUAGUUUUCCUUGCGAUGGUCCGGGACGGGGCGGUACUUGCGAUAUUUCGGCCUGGGAUGCUUUUUAUUUAGCAGUUUUCUGGAUGUUGAAUACCAUUGGAUGGGUUACUUUCUAUUGGCAUUGGAAGCAUAUUACCUUAUGGCAGGGAAAUGUAGCUCAAUUUAAUGAGUCUUCCACUUAUUUAAUGGGAUGGUUAAGAGAUUAUCUUUGGUUAAAUUCUUCACAACUAAUUAAUGGAUACAAUCCUUUUGGUAUGAACAGUUUAUCUGUAUGGGCGUGGAUGUUCUUAUUUGGGCAUCUUGUUUGGGCUACUGGAUUUAUGUUUCUUAUUUCUUGGCGUGGAUAUUGGCAAGAACUGAUUGAAACUCUUGCAUGGGCUCAUGAACGCACACCUUUGGCUAAUUUAGUUCGAUGGAGGGAUAAGCCGGUAGCUCUUUCCAUUGUUCAAGCGCGAUUAGUUGGCUAA